This is a messenger RNA of Besnoitia besnoiti, 2775 nucleotides long. RefSeq names its product PPIC-type PPIASE domain-containing protein. The record is from RefSeq and is a predicted model, not a curated record. Gene Ontology annotation, molecular function: peptidyl-prolyl cis-trans isomerase activity; mRNA binding; protein binding. NCBI's taxonomy places the organism in Eukaryota, Apicomplexa, Conoidasida, Eucoccidiorida, Sarcocystidae. Bases 1 to 2775 code for a protein of 924 amino acids. The transcript has a single exon.
AUGCGAUAUCUGUCGCCGCCCGACUCCCCUUCUUCGGGGAUUGACAGUGACCCGAGCGUCGCACCCCCUCCGGCGGCUCCUGCUGAGCUGUCUGAAGCGCAGAGUCACUACACGCGCCAGCGCUCUGACUGGCAGGCCCGGCUCGGCGUGGCUCCACAUGCUGCAGCUCCAGUCGCCCCAGCAUGUUCGAGCUUCGUGGCUGGAGGCGCGCUUCACUCGAUGAGCACGCAGAACAAAGCUGUGUUACUGCCUCCGUCUCUGUCCAGCGCUGCCGCCGCGAGCGCCGCCCUCGCCUCCGCGGCGUCGCCGCCUCCUGUCGCGCCGGGUCCCGCGGCAUCGUUGCCCCCCGUCGGGGUUCUCCAGACCCUCACGGGGCGGCCUGGCGCAGCGACCGCCGUCACGAGCUCCAGUGCGGCGGCGCUGGUCGCGAAGGCUUUCGGCAAAGGUGGAGGGAAUGCCAAGUUCGCGGCAGCGGCCGCCGCUGCGGAGAAGGCAGCUCAGGCUGUCGCCGCAGGGAGGUCGGGCGCAGGCUUCGCUCCAGACGCGCAGGUGGCGGGGGAGCCUGUGCAGAGGUUUUCUCACAUCAAGGUGAUGAAGGAGGGGACGUGCCUGGAGGUUUUUUGCCUGCCGGUCAUGUUCAAAAAGAUUGCUCCGCGCGAUCGGCUGAUUCUCGGUAGAGGCGAGCAAGCCGACGUCCACACAGAACACCCUAGCUGCUCGCGGCUUCACGCGGAGCUGCGAAGGGUGGAGGGGGCCGCCGGGUCGCGGUGUACGUACAGCCUGCGAGAUCUCGGCAGUGGCCAUGGGACACUUUUGAACGGCGGGAAAAUCGCCGCUGGCAAGGAGACAGAGCUCGAAGACGAAGACGAGAUCCAGUUUGGCUUCUCGCAGCGGCUGUACAUCUUCUUCUCGGGCAGGGACUCUCUGGAAGACACCUCUGAACCGCCUCCGGCAGCUCAGAGUGCCUGUCUUCCGCCGCGACUCAGCGGCGAUGUCGAGGGGCCCCGCGGGGCUCUUCCGCAUCGAGAAAUCGAGAACGACUCUCGCGGCGGCCCGCGCCAGGCCCCGCCUCGUGUGCCGCCUCCGCCGCCUCCUCCAGGAGGCCCUCACUUUCCUUUGCAUGCAAACGGGAAUUUUUCCCCACGCGGCAAGUCUGGCUGGCGGAGAGGCGAGUCGGGCUGGCGAGAGAGCGGCUGGGGGCCCAGAGGGAGCGAAGACGCGGGGGGCGGUCAAGGCAUAUCGUGGGCGAGCGACAACGGGACUCAGCAGGAUGGUCCUUUCUCGUCGCACGGGGGCGUAGAUACCGGCAUGCACGGAGGCUGGCAGCAGCCCUCAGCCCAUCCCCAGUGGCGGAACAGCGCAGGACAGCCGUACUACGACGGCGGAGGCGCGCAGCUCCGCCACGGCGGUAGCCCUUUCCCGAGCGCGCACUGGGGGGAGGAAGGACGCUGGAGCGGAGAGGGGCAGGGCGCUGGCGACGCGUACGGCGCGCUGCAGUCGUGUGCGAUGCAAGAAAGUGCAGCGGCGGGCGGGGGUGAGAGAGGCGCUCGCUCCGGAUGCUCCGGACGGGAAGAGGCGGCGCCUGACCUUCACAACUGGACGGCGGCAGCUUCUGCUUCGAAUUGGUCGUCUUUCUCUCCCGCCGCUUCGGCAAUGAGCCAGUACAACGCCGGUGGGUCGAAUGCGUUUUCCUCAACCCCGUCUCCGUAUUAUGCUGCAGCAGACGGUGGCGCACCCGCGCACGGCGACGGAUUUUUGCCGUUCUACGGAGAGCAGAGAGGAGGGAACGAGGCCUCAUGCGCGGGAGGAGGAGGCAGCUGCAGCUCGCCAGAGAAGAGCGCUCGGCCGUUCCAGGAGAGAGGGCCAGACAAGCAGGCGAGGAAAAAACUGUGGCAGAACUCUAAAUCAGACAAGGAGGAGUCCAGCUCUCGCGUGAGCGCAGAACAGGACCUCUUGGAGCACAAGGAGAAACUGAUACGAGAGCACAGGGAACGGCUUCUCCAAGACAGAGAGAUGAUGCUCUCGCAGAAGGAGAGACUUCUGGGGAAGAGCGAACAGAAACCAGCAGAAACCCCCGCGACCGCAGUUUCUGCCAGUCCUGCGCCCGCGAAACGGUCUCGCGAAGGCUCCGAGCUCUCAGAUAUAGCGGAAAACCGCGUCGAGACGGAAGCAUGUGUAGUGGAAGCUGGAGGAAAGGGCCAAGAAGAGGGAACUAGCCAGGCAAAGAAGAUGAAGCUCGACUCUGCAGCGCCGACCGCCGUCGCAUCUCAGCAGGGAGUGCCCGCCCAACAGUCGAGGAGACCGGGGAGCGACGAAAAGCCCACUGCCGCACAGGCGUACUGCUCGCAUAUCCUGUUGAAGUUCAGGCGGGGGAAGGAAGACGGAGUGUGGAAAGGCGCUGCUUCGAGCGCCCCCGGGAAAGACCGACAGGCACUCGUAGGGAGGGGGGGCCUGCCGGUCACGCGCACACGCUCGGAUGCCAUCAGCAGCCUCGAAAGUGUGAAGCAGAUAGUCGCAGAGGACACGAGUCAGUUUGGGGAGUUCGCAGCCGAGCUGUCGGACUGUCCUUCGAGUCGAAUGCGAGGGCUCCUCGGCUGGGUCUCCAGGGACACGCGUGGAGGGGCAUGCGGGAGCGCGGACGGCGAGAGCGGCGAUGACAAGCGCUGGUCGCUCCCCGCCGAAGUGGUUCAGGCUGCGCUGCAAAUGAAAGUCGGCGCUGUCAGUGCUGUGAUCGAGAGUGAACACGGCGCCCACCUCUUAUACAGGGUCAAGUGA